CACAAAUCUAAGCAACGAAGGCGCGUAUGGAGAGAGGCGCCAUACCCAAAGUGGCCGUCUUCCUCACCGCCUUCCUGCUCGUCUGUCUGACCUGCGUCAUCGUCUCCCUGAACGAGAUGCAGCUCCAGCGAAUCAUGACCGCCAGCCAUUUCUCCUUCGCCACCCAGAUCUCCAUCAACGCCAGCGCAGCCGCCGCCGACGGCUCCUCCCCAGCACCAUCUCCGCCACCCCCUGCCUUCCGUCUCCUGAUCGGAAUCCUCACCCUCCCCGACCACUACCAACGCCGCAACAUCAUCCGCCUCGUCUACGGCUCCCAGAAACCGAAGAUCUCCCAAAUCGACGUCAAGUUCGUUUUCUGCAACCUCACCAAGGAAGAGCAGAGGGUGCUGGUGGCGCUGGAGAUCAUGCGCUUCGAUGACAUCAUCAUCCUCAACUGCCAGGAGAACAUGAACAGCGGCAAGACCUUCACCUUCUUCUCGAGUCUGCCGGGCAUGCUCGGAUCCCCCGCCGGGUCGAGGCCGCCGCCCUACGACUACAUCAUGAAGGCCGACGACGACAUAUUUUUCCGGCUGAACCGGCUGGAGGAAUCCCUCGUGGACAAGCCCCGGGAAGACAUGUACUACGGAUUUGUCAUACCCUGCGACAGUAUGGACCCUUUCGAUAAGUACAUGUCCGGCAUGGGAUACAUCUUGUCGUGGGACCUGGUGGAGUUCGUCACCAACUCCAGCUUCGCCCGGAACCACACCGCCGGACCGGAAGACAUGAUGACCGGAGAAUGGCUGAGUGCCGGCCGCGUCGCCAAGCACCGGUACAACAACAAGCCGGCGAUGUACGACUACCCGAUCCCGGUGCCGAUAGACUCGUGCUCGCACGAUUUCAUCCCGGACACCAUCGCCGUUCACCGGCUCAAGGACCACGCCAAAUGGGUCCGCACCCUCAAAUACUUCAACUUCACCAACAACCUCAAGCCAUCGAAGCUUUACCACAUUCCAUGAGCAAGUGUCCGUUUAUUUUUUCUUUAUUCAAUUCUGUUUUAAUCCAAUUGGGCACAUCCCGAUCCCGGUGUGAGUAUUUGUACAUUCAGGCCGAUCUAUACUUUUCCGGUAGAAACUCUCCAAUUUCAGGUGUUUCUUGGCAGUAGAUCGAAGGGAUGGUCCGGUGGU
Molecule: messenger RNA, 1163 nt
Organism: Nymphaea colorata (pocket water lily)
Lineage: Eukaryota; Viridiplantae; Streptophyta; Magnoliopsida; Nymphaeales; Nymphaeaceae
Product: beta-1,3-galactosyltransferase pvg3
Exons: 1
Coding region: 27-995 (322 amino acids)
Cellular component (GO): Golgi membrane
Molecular function (GO): hexosyltransferase activity
Source: RefSeq, a predicted model, not a curated record